Molecule: messenger RNA, 5094 nt
Organism: Lodderomyces oxycetoniae
Lineage: Eukaryota; Fungi; Ascomycota; Pichiomycetes; Serinales; Debaryomycetaceae
Product: SEC6
Exons: 2
Coding region: 1-5094 (1697 amino acids)
Biological process (GO): cytoplasmic stress granule assembly; exocytosis
Cellular component (GO): exocyst; cytoplasmic stress granule
Molecular function (GO): mRNA binding
Source: RefSeq, a predicted model, not a curated record
AUGAAGACUCAAUCACAUCAACGUGUGAGCACUAAUAAGAGGGGCCACGUUCGUGACAGUUCUCGUCAUAUGAACAAUACCGACGGAAACGGGGUCGACGGUGGUGGUGUGAGUAGAAAGGCUUUGCACGAUAAUGGCACGACUGCCGCUGCCGCUGCCGCCGGUGGUAAUGGUGGUGGUUACAUUAAUUCAGAAGAGUUAGGCAACAAUAGACUCAGUUAUUUAAUUGCUAAAUCUAUUGGGAAAACAUGCAUAAUUACAACUACAGAUGGAUCUCGUUAUAAAGGUUUACUAAUUGCUACAGAUUUAUCCACCAAACCGGCACCUUUAUCUGUAGUGAUUAAAAAACCGCAGUUGGUCAAUAAGGGUUUACUUGAUGAAAAGAACAACUUGAUUGACAAUGCAUUGCCCCAAAAUCUUAUUGUUCAAGCUAAGGAUUUGAUUGAUUUCGAAAUUGAACUUAAUAUCAAUGAGCCGGUCAAGAAGUAUCAUGCAAAGGUCGCUUCUUCUGUUCUGCCAGGAGGGAGUCCAGUGGUUCCUACAACCAAACCGGCAGGUACAGCUUCUACAGCAGGCUCUUCUUCUUCUUCUCCUCCUCCUCUUGCUGACAAGAGUGAAUUCAAAACCGACUCUGACAUUUCAAGUGAACAAAAAAACAAACCUUUUGAGGAACGUGACUUGGUCAAAUGGGAACCAGAGGAGAGUGACUUGCAAGGAUUGACUUUAGAGGAAGAAGAAGAAAGACAUACAUCUAAUGGCGGUGCUCAAUGGGAUCAAUUUAAAGUGAACCAAGAAAAAUUUGGCGUUGAAAGCACUUACGACGAACAUUUGUAUACUACUAGAAUCAAUAAAACGGCACUGGACUACAAACAAAAAGUUUUGAUGGCAGAAAAGUUGGCCCAGGAAAUUGAAAAAAGUGCAACCACUGAUCGUCAUAUUUUGGAAGAAAGGGGAUUGUUGGUAGAUGAUAGUGGUAUGGAUGAGGAAGAUAAAUAUUCAGGUGUUGAUAGAAGAGGCGACGAACUCAUGGCUGCUUUGAAGACAAACAACAAAAGCCACAACAAUAACAAUAACAACAACAACAGUAACAGUAACAAAAUUAAACCCUCACCUGUUCCAAUUACAGGUCAUCAUCAUCAUCAUCAUCAUCAACAACAACAACAACAACAACCAAACAUAGAAGAUACUGGUAAAUAUGUCACUCCAAGACAAAGAGCAGCUCAAUAUCACAAUGAUCCAGCAAUUAUAUCCAGUUCAGCUAUAAACUCAAAGAGAAAAGCUCCAGAUUCUAUUCCAGCAAAGCCGGUUAUUCACAAUGAAGCGUUUAGAUUGAAUGCACAAAGUGAAAUCAACUCCUUGCGUGAGUUUAGUGCUACUUUCAAAAUUCCCCACAAAAUGCCGCAAGAUCUUUUGCCUAUUUUGGCAAAGGAUAAACUCAAGCAAAGUGAAAUUUUGAAAAAGCAGCUGCAGCAAGCUCCAAAACAACAAGAGUCAAAGCUGGCUCAACCAGUUGCCACAGCAUCUGCUACACGGCACGCACCACAACCACAACCACAACCACAACCUGCUGUGGAGGCACUGCAAUCCGCUGCUACAUAUGGCGCUGGCGCUGGCGCUGCCACCCCAGUAUCUCAUCCACAACAUUUGCCUACUUCCCCUGCUGGUGCUCCUCCAUCCUCUACUACCAAAGGCCCAGUCUCCACAGAGAAGAAGUAUUCAAAGUUUAAACUCAAUCCUAAUGCAGCCGUAUUUACACCUACCUUCAAGCCUAGCACAAUAACAUCACCACCAAAGGCUAAUUUCAAUGCACCGUUACCAUACCAAUCACCCAGGGCUACAAAUAACCGCACAUACUCCUCUAAUGGAAGUAUAAGCUCACAAGGCUCAACAAAGAGACAUCAUCAAAUUUCACCACAAGAGUUUUUUGGAAGUGUCAGUAAAGUGCCCACAAAAGAAGGCCAAGCUCGUAAAAUAGCUGCAUUUAAGAACGGUUUUAAUUUAUUCAACACUGCCAAAGUUAAAGCUGAAGAAGCUGGAACACCAACACAUUUGGUAUUUGAGAAAUCUUUCCAAACUCCACCAACAUGGGACUCAACAAUCGAAGAAUCAUACACUAUACUGUUCCCUAGAUCAGUAUCCAUGUAUGGCGGCGGCGGCGGCGGUGGUGGUGGUGGUGCCGGUGGUGGUGCCGGAGUUGCCGGAGUUGCAGUUGGUGGUGUCGGUGGCAGAGUUCCCCUGCAAAUGGCAUCUUCCUACAUUCCAAAUUCAAUGAUAGCGGCAACACCGGGCACUGGAGGGGUAGCAACGCCCCAACAACCAAUACUACAGGGCGCCUCAAUUGCUGCGGCACCUAUACCUUAUAAUUUCCAAAUUCCACCGCAAUUUCAUCACCUCCCGCAUCAACAGCAGCCGUAUUUUGCACAACAAGUAACCGCUGCUCCUAUGUGGUUUAUACCGCCCCCUCAAGGAUUUGGAAUGAUUAACCCGUAUCUAAACAGUGGCGCAGGUGGAGGCGCACAUGGUCAACAUGGUCAACAGACGAGGAGAACAGUUAAUGGUGGUGGUGGUGGUAAUAGAUUUACAAGAAGUGGGUAUAAGGUAGAGGGUGUCUAUGUGUUUUCGAUGAGCGACGUAGCAUUGUCUAGAAUUGGAAGUUUAAUCAAAACUCAAGAUGAUAUUGCCAAUGUGGACUCGAUACGACAGCAGUUUAUAAAGGAGAAAUUGUCGAUUGACGUUCAGUUAUCUACAAUGACGCAGUUGCACUUUGAUUCAAUGAUGGACAAUUUGUCGCAGAUGAAGGAUACGUUGAAGAAGAUGACAGAUAUAAAGGGGAACUUGGGUAAGAUUCAACAAAUCUACAAAGAAAGUGUCUCUGUACCCAAGGAUAAUGAGAUUAUACGUAAGAUGAUAAUUGUGAAUCAAUUCAUGAAUCAAACAGCUAAUUUGUACAAUGAUAUUAGCAAUUUCAAACUGAUAGUCGACUCUCUUAAACAUGCAAUUAUGGUUGAGCAAGAGAAAAUGCAACAGAGUCUAGAGUACACAAUGCCUCAAUUUCUCAACAUACAUUUCCAGUAUACUCAAAUUCGAAAUUUUCAAGAUUAUUUGGAGUCAUACUCACAAUCAUCGUCGGACGAUUUAAAGUCGAUAGUGUUUAGGAUCACUUCGCCUACCAAAGAGCUCAUCAGAAGCUUUGAUAACUUGUUGAAUGAGUGUAUUACAAGUUUAACAGAGUGCACAAGAGAAAAUAACCUUGAAAUAUUAUACAAGAUUGUAGCAAUGGUAAUUUAUGAAGAACAACAGGACUUGAAGUUACAAGUAUCGCGUAGCUUAAAGUUGGAUACAAGUGACAUAAAUCGAAGUUACAAAACGUUUAGAAGUAGGGAACGUCAUUAUAAAAAUUUUUUUUUUGAAAAGUUUAGACUUUACUUUCAAGGCACAUUUGAUGCUUGUAUAGAGUACAAUGCCAAUGAUCCAAUCGCGCUAUACGAUAACUUAGACUGGAUGCAAGAUGAAAUUGUCUUUGUCCAUGAUGCCAUGACCCCAUUAUUCCCACCAGAAUGGAAUUUUGAUACGUUUGUUCAAAACAUAUUUUACGACAAGUUGCACCAAUAUACUCUAGAUUUGAUAAAUAAUGAACCUGCAGCCGAAGACAUUUUGAAAAUAUUGACAUAUGACAAAAAAUACACCGAUUUCAUUAAGAGUAUUGGUGGACGACUGGGUACAACCUCCUCAAUCAUUGGUGACGAUUUGAAAGAUACGGUGUUGGAUGAUUACAUGCGAAAUAUCACCACCAAGAUGAUGGAGUGGAACGAAAGUUUGAUCAAGCAGGAGAGUAAGGUGUUUAUCGAAAGAUCAAAGGCUCCAGAUAUUUAUCCCUACGAACAAGAUAUUCCAGAUGUUGAUGCGGCAAAUGAGCCUGUUAUUCGUCAUAUCGAAGUUUCAGCAUUUGUCUUGCCUGAUUUCAAGAGUCCUAUGAUAAUGAUGAAGGAACAAGCGGAUGCCGCAUCAUUAUCAGGUAACUCAAAGAUUUUACUUGCGGUGAUUGAGAAUUUCUGCGCUUGUUAUGUGGAAAGAGUGCUAAAUUUUGUCAAUUUAGUAGACGAGGAAAUGGACAAGUAUUUUUCAUUUUAUAACAAUUUCCAAUUCUUGGUCAAAACGAGUAAAGCUAGAAGGUUAUUCAAAAAGAAACCCACCGUUCUUGAUGUGGACUCAUUGACACCGGAAGAGCAAGCGAAUUUGUCUCGUGAAGGGUUGGUUGAAUAUUUGGGCGCCUUGGCUAAUUCACUAGAGAUCAGCAAUGAUAUUUUGAACAACAAAUUUGCGAUAACUUACAAAGAAAAAGUACAUACUAGCUAUCAUGUACGGGUAACUACAGCGUUUUCCACAACUGUAGAUAAGUCAAGUGCGUUGGUUUCGGAGAUUUGUAUUUCUGUUUCCAAUAUAAUUAUAAAUGACUUGUAUCCCAUUUUGUGCCAUUUGUUCACAAAAAAGUGGCUUGAAGAUGGACAAAGGCAAACGGAAAGUGUUAUGAUGAUGACGCUUGUUGCACAAACAAUUGCCGAGUAUAUGGCUGAGGCAAGACUGUAUUGUAUCUACACAGUUUAUCAAGUCCUAUUUGAGAUUUUUUUGGACAAAUUUGUCUGCACAUAUUUGAGUAUUGGAUUUGAAAAUAUUUUACAAGGAGAAGGGAAAAGAAUCGAUCCUAAAACUCAAGGCUAUAAAGCAUUCAAGUCACGAAUUCAAAGUGAUGCCGAGUUGCUAUUUGCUGGAUUACUGGAUUUGUUUAUGGAAAAGGAUCGUCAUUAUUUGCUUUCAAGUUUAACAGCAAUUGAACUUUUGGCAGAUUUGGGAACGUGCGAGAAUCCUAUGGAAAAUAUUCCUGAACAGUGGAAAGAGUUUGUGUUACCGGUAUUUUAUGAUUGUUCUCUUGAUUAUAUAAAGGGAGUUGUACUUUGCCGCAAAGAUAUGUCCAAGUCUCAAUGGAAGACCCUAGAGCCAAUAUUGAUCGAAAUCAAAGAUGAUUACCAUAAAAAAAUGGAACCACCACAAGUGCCAGUGUUGACAUUGGAUGGAUUUGAAUUUGCAGAAAAGUAG